AUGGCACGAGUUCUUUCAUUCUUGUUGAGUAGUCUAGUGACUGUCUGGCUCUCGUCACGAUCAGUUGCCGAUGGUAAGUUCAUUCUAACAUAUAGUGUUGUCUUAACACAGAUUUUGAGUAGACAAGCUGUAGACAGUAGAAAAGGCAGCCGUAUAGUGACUUAAUAAAACAGUUAAAAGUUUAAAAUCGUUUUGUACGCGCGCUUUAAUAUCAGCUGAAAGACAGCUACACAGCUUACUUGGUGCUCCUGCGGUGACUUUGAACAUUGCCGCUAAAAUUUACAGUCUGAUGGUCUGAUGUAAAAGGCUAACUAAAUUACCAUUUAUUUAUGAUUCUACACCGAUCCAAAGGCGGCGAAUUGCCUCGCCAGACCUCCAACAAUUUGUUUAUAAAAUAAUUUAGCACGUUUUCAAUGGAACAAGAUAUUACAGCUCAUUAAGUUACUCAUAUCGUAAUUUUAGGGCGCACGACGAUUUGAGCGAAUUAAAAACUCUUCCUUGAAAAGGUCAUUAUUAUUGAGAGUUCCAUUCCUUGGUUUUAAUUGUAUUUUGGCGUUUGUUUCCGAGGAGCUGAUUUGUACGUAUUUUAUAACUAUGGAAUGAGUAUGUUUAGCAUAUUAGCACUUAGUUGGAAAUUUAAAUAACUUAGAAUAUCAUUAUAAUCAUUAUUUAGCCCGACAGCUCAUCUAAACUACUAAUGAAAACAUCAUCGUUAAAACACAAUGUUAGACGUCAAAAAGAUACUAGGACAAUUCUCAAAAUCGCACAAAGACUGCAAAGAACUUGGUUUUAAAACGCUUUGUAAAGCUUGAAGAAAUGUUUAAUGCUUUAGUACGUUCAUGCGUCAGUUAUUUCACAAUUAACGUUCUUGAGGUCACGAACGUAACGAAGGUUGCGCCCGGUAUGGAUCGAGUAGGGCGUUUGUGGCGCGAAAAGCGAAGAUUAGUAAUGGUAGCAGGACUGAGUAGAGACCAAUUCGGUCUGUAAUCAUGCGAGUGAUUAACAAAAUCGUAGCGAGAGCCCGAUUUGUUUUAAUAAUCACGAGUAUGAUUACUACAGACCGAAUUGGCCCGCGAAUUGGACGACACGAAGUUCUGUUACCAAUUAAUCAAAAUUUGUGAUAUAUAGGGCUCUUUUUUUGAAAGGUUACCGUUUUUUUGCAAGUCUUUUCAAAGAGAGGUAAAAAAAUUCAUUCACGAAGCGAUUCGUUUUGCUUGAUUAGUCCCAGUCUCCUUGGGUUCCUGUUGCAUAUUAGCGGGCAAUUUACAAAGGUUUGGAUAGAAGUUUACUUGGCGCUGUUUCAGCCAAGACAGUAGCUGAGCUUUAAGCAGUUACUGUCAAGGGUGGAUUUAGGGGUGGGCCGAGGAGGCCUCGGCCACCCCUUUUUCUUUGAAAUUUUGUGUUAUUUUUAUAGAAUUCUAAGAAAAAUAAAAAGUAUCUAUAUAGCUGGCAAGUGUCCCGGCCACCCCUUUCUGAAUUUUCUGGAUCCGCCCAUGAGUGUGACGUACGUCUUUGGUAUCCUUCAUUUUGUGCGUUUGGUUUGCCGCUUUACUUUUCAGCGGAAGUCACAUGGCCUGCAGGGACUUAUGGGUUACCCAAAGCAAAGAAUGGUUGUCCUGUGUCGCUAAAGACCAACUGGACCACAGGCUGGCGGUUUGAAGAUCUUGAAGAUACAAACCCAGGAACUAGUAAAUCAGAAAGUUAUCAUUUAGAUACAAAAGUGGGAAUCGAUGUUAAUCGGACGUUCUGUAUAAAGAACAAGAAUGACGUUUCGACUGAGUGGCCAAAAGGUAAGCUUGGUUACACUUAAAAAUAAACUGCUCAUGAAGAGCUGUUUUCACUGGAGUGUUGUCAAACUGAAACAAAUAAUAAUAAUAUUAAUAAUAAUGAUGAUGAUGAUGAUGAUGAUAAGACCUUCAGCCAGUUGCAACUGUCUCAGGAUGUGCAACCAACCAAUCAGAACACGAAAAAGUGCGGGUAACCGGUGUCCAGUGUCAAAAAAUUGACGAACGAAAAGGAUUGACCCACCCAAAAACCAAACUUUUUCUUUGUUCUUUUCUCUUGAAAAGAAAGUUGGUGUUCCCUUAGGAAGCUCACAAAAUAAUAGAAAGCAGACUUCAAAACCACAAAAAUCAGGUCAAAAACCCGUUCUCAUAGCAAUUUAGGAAUGGUUUUUCUUUUACUGGUGAUUGGUUAGGUUCGAUUUCCGGGCGGAGAAAUUAAGAGCGCGGGCUCUUUUUCCGAACAGCGGCUGGUAUUCGAACCAAGUGAUUGGUUGACAGGGAACGUGAUAGACAGUUGGCGGACCGCUGGCGCCAACCAGAGUCAUACGCAGGCAAUUUACUGCGCUUUUCACAAACAUGCGAAUCUGAAGUUCAAAAGCCAACUGACGAUCCCGUUUUUUGCUGCCGUCAAUCAUCUUAACGGACCUCUUAGGAAACAAAACUUUACUUUAACGGGUCCAAAAGGUCAUGGUUUGUGAUUUGUGACUGGUGGAUUUGGAUCCGUUUUCUGUAUUUCACGGUUCGUUGCUUGUGAUCGUAAUUAUGAUUGACGGCGGCGAAAAACGCAAUUGUCAAGGCGGCUUUUGAACUUUAGAGUUCGCAUGUUUGUGAAAAGCGCAGUAAUCAGAGAUACAUGGGGCGUUGUCAGGCUGUGGCGUCUUCCAUGCAAGAGCAAAAAAGCAGAGCAAAAAAACUUAAGAUGGGUUAAAAAAUGAUGGUAACUUAUAGAAGAUGGCUUGAUUUGCAAAGUGUACUAAUCCAAAAUUGGCAAAAUACAAUCGAGGGUACUUCAAAAUUCCAAACUUAUAUUUCAUGUUAUUCUCUUUCUCUCUUUGUCCACAGUCUCGAAAUGUUCGGGUCAACUUGGUCAAUUUUUUAUAUCUGCUUUAUUUUCUUUAGGUCAAUACUGUAUUUUCAAGAAAGGAGAUUGCCCCAAAGGAUUUAAGGAAGGGCAUGUCUUUUGGGACGAUGAGAAUGACAAGAACAUCAACAAGAAAGGAGGGACACUUCCUGACGGCAUAUACGACCAAGACNUUAUAGAAGAUGGCUUGAUUUGCAAAGUGUACUAAUCCAAAAUUGGCAAAAUACAAUCGAGGGUACUUCAAAAUUCCAAACUUAUAUUUCAUGUUAUUCUCUUUCUCUCUUUGUCCACAGUCUCGAAAUGUUCGGGUCAACUUGGUCAAUUUUUUAUAUCUGCUUUAUUUUCUUUAGGUCAAUACUGUAUUUUCAAGAAAGGAGAUUGCCCCAAAGGAUUUAAGGAAGGGCAUGUCUUUUGGGACGAUGAGAAUGACAAGAACAUCAACAAGAAAGGAGGGACACUUCCUGACGGCAUAUACGACCAAGACACUUUGGUUUACUACUGCUGCAGAACAGAUGGUAAAAGAUAUACACCCAUCUCCCUCCCCGUCAUAAGUCCUUUCUAUCUUAAGACGUUUAAUACGUCAGAGUGUCAGCGAGUUAAAGGCGCAAUUGCUACGGAGGAGUUUAUACGAUUUGACACUGAAGAUAGCAGAAAUAAAGACCGGCAGAACGGAAGCUAUCCUUAUGGCGCGGGAAUUGCAAAUCAUCGACUUUUGUACUGUUACUAUGAAAGUAGGUUAUAAAGCUUAUUUUUUCCUAAUUAAAGUGUCACCAUCUGUAGUAAUUGGUCUAAUUCAGUUAAGAUACUUACACUAUUUUCCAACGAAUUAAAACUGAAGUCACGCCAAAGCCACUUAAAUUUGCAGUAAACAUAGUGACACCUUGAAAAUCCGUGCCUAAGAAUUAUCAGAGAUAAACCCAAUAUUGUACAUUAACCCUUUUAGUCCCAAUAGUGACCAACAGCAAUUUUCUCCUAACGAUAUCCAUGCAUUGUCAUUAGAUGAGGUUAUGAGAAUUAAUAAAAUGAUCACCUAAGAGAAAAUAAUUUGAUCUUUUAUCAAAUUCUCUUAACUAAUUCUUAAAGGAAAUGUAUAGAGAUCAGUUUGGAGAAUUUGUAUGUGGAUAUCGGGGCUUAAAGGGUUAAUGAAGUCUGCUUAAAUUUAGAUGACUGAAGUGAGAAUUGUUAAUACAUUGGACAAAAAAAAAAUAACUACAACAACUGCAGUUCCUGUUUAAGGCCUUCGAGCAAAGUUUGUUCGUUUGUUUGUUUGUUAUUGGUUUUUGCAUUUUUACCGAUGUUAAAAUAUCGCUAACACGCUGUUUGGGGCGCCUUAGUCUGGACUCUUGAGUUUGUUUUCUCAGGUUGUCAGUUCACGUACAGCUUGAACGGAAUUCGAGAUGAACAGAUAGAAUUCACCUCUCCCAAGUUUUACGACGGUGGAUAUCCCCUUUCUCAGAAAUGCACGUGGCGAUUUGCUGCUCCAGAGAAGAUGGAUGUCCACAUAGAGUUUCUUGAAUUGGGCAUCGAAGAUGAUGACUAUAUUGAGAUUCACCAAAACUGGAAAAGCGGUGCACCAGCAUGGACGAUUAACAAUAAAGAUCAUGCUCUUAAGCCUGAAGGCUAUGGAGAGGCAAGAUUUCUUUUAAUGGAGUUUCUGUCUAAAAAACCUGAUUCUUCAAGGAAGAAAUCUAAAGGUUUUCGUGGCGUCUUUAAAGUUAAAGGUGGUGAAGGUAAGAUUCAGAUUGCUUGAGCUCGUUCGUUGUUUGUUUCGCAAUCUUGUGUCGAAGGAGAACAAGCAAAAGAGCCUGGAAUUGAGAAAUGUUUUGUGACACGCACGACUCGCACUCAUCUUUCUGAUGCCAUAGUCAGCAUGGAGAGGUUACACACCACGUCUAGGCAAACCGCCGCCUCCCACUGGUUUGUCGUUUGUUGUCGAUACAGAUCGCCUUAACCAUUAUGUAUAGAGCGUAUUCCCUCGCGUGGCUAGCAUCUAUGCAAAUUUAUGGGAACAAAAGACAUGUUUUACAUAAGAAAAAAGUCCAACUCCGACAGGAUUUGUUUGGAAAACCAAUAUGGCCGCCAAUUCAUUGUUUUGGAACACCAAUAUGGCCGCCGUGACGUCAUGUGAAUACGCCCCAUACAUUCAUCCCCACUAAAAAGGUCACCGACAGUCGCCUUUGUGCAAUCUAACUUCGGUUUAAUUGUCAGGUUCCACUAAUCAGUUUCUUUCACGCGCAGCAUGAAAUAAAAGAGCAAUAUUAUAUUCCCUAUUUAUGACAGCCUGUGAUCGUGCCCUCGCUAUAUCAUAUCUCUAUCUAUCUUUCUGACGGGAAGGAGGAAAUUUCUUUGUUCUCCCUUUCUUCUCAAACAAGAAUUUUAAAAAACCCUGAUUUGUAGGCUACAUCAGAUGCCCCUUUUUGCAUAGUCACACACUGUAUAAAAUAAUAUACCAGGAAGCUUAAGCAACGACGACGGCGAGGUCAACGAGAACACCUUUGCACAUGCACCACUCUUUCUUGAACAUUUCUUCGCCGACGUUGCUCGACUACCACGUAAAACGUCCUAAUUUUACGUUUUGUUGAAUACGUGACCGCAAAACAAUGACUUUCUUUUUCUUUUCCUGAACUUUGAUAGGGUCUUUUAGAAUUCAACUACAAAAAAAUUUGCCAACAUUUGACGAAUUGAACUAUAUGGGAUAAGCACGAUAAAGUUUUAAGCAGCGCGAAUUCACUUUUUAAGUGACGUUUUCGUUGCCUUGGCCGUCGUUGUUACUUAAGCUCCCCAAUACAGCGUUAUUACCGGACGCGUCCAUAAACGCUCACUUCUCGAUUGUCUUAGAUAUUCCGAUCCAUCUUGAGCUUCUUUGUGUUCGUGCCAUUUUAGAGUUGCCUCCUUCGGGCGUCGAGUGGCCUGCCGGGACUUUCGGGAUCCCUCGUCCCAGGCUCGGAUGUCCUCGCUCAAAGAACGUCACGUGGUCUACUGGCUGGCGAUUUCAGGACACGGAAGACGUAAACCCCAACAACUAUCAUUCACAGAAUUUUCACAUGAACUCAUCAGUCAUGAAAAACGACGUAAACAGAACCUUCUGCACAGCUACAGAAAAUAAUGGCACAAAAUCUUGGCCUAAGGGUAAGGCUUUGGACAGUCAAUUUCAAGUAUGCGAACACGUUUUCCAGUGAAAACUCCCAAGACUGCGGCGCGCAACUAUGAAGCGAGGCUUUCACUAGGCUCGAUUACCAGCCAUUGUUCAGGAAGCGAGCCUGCGCUCAAGAGAGCGGUGACGUAAAUCGAGCCUAGGUUUUCACGAAUCAAUCAUGCAUGAUCUUUGAUUUGAUUUCCAAUAAAGACAGUUUUCCGUAGGACUAUUUGUCUUUCAUUUGCUCACCAAAACACCAUGAAAUAAACCAUGGAAAGCAUGUACUCAGUUGCAGGCUAUAUUUCAGUACCGGAUCCAGACCUUGAGAUAAAUAAGGGAGGGGGGGGUGGGGGGAGGGCGGUCAUCCAGACCCUUCUGGUCUCAGUUUGGUCUAAAAAUAAGGGGGGGGUCCGGCCGUCCCCCCCGGGCCCCUCCCCUGGAUCCGCCACUGUAUUUUAAAGUUACUGUAUUUUAAAAUAUCUGUUCGGAAGACGAUUUGAGAUCUAGAAUUUUCGGAGCAUUUGUUGUAAAUUUCUAGCUUGCCUGCCUCUCCUAGGAUUUUCGAACAUCUACAAAAUGGUAUAAUUACCCAUUUUUAACGAAUUUUUACCCUAAAAAAGGCCACCUAGAAUUUUCGGGAACCUUUUCUCGGCUAAAAUUUUCGAAAAGGUAAGUUUUGAUCCCUAUAAUUUUCGGAUCACUAGACUUUCAGCUAGGAAAUCCGAACAGAUGAAAAGUUUUUAGGGGAUAAAAAUAUGCCUAUAUCUACCGUUUAAAUACUAAAAUACGUUCAACAAUGCUAUGUUAAGUGGUUUUGAACUAUAUCCUCGUUGGGUGCCCCUGAUGUACAGCUCUGUGUACAGUAUGAAAAUAUCACCCCACAUGAAUUGUCUCAAUCUAGGAUUUCUUCCAAUAAUUCCGUUAUUCCUGUUAUGGCUAGCUUAAAUUCUCAUGUAAAUGCUAACUUUUAUUGCAUUUAUUUUUAUCUCAUUUCAGGUCAAUACUGCAUCUACAAAAGGGGCACAUGUCCAAAAGGACUCACAGAGGGAUCCAUAUUUUUUGAUGACGAAAAUCGCAAAAACCAAAACAAAAUGGGAGGGGCACUACCGGACGGAGAAUACACCGAGGAUACCAAGCUUUUCUACUGCUGUAGAACAGAUGGUGACAAAUUAGAGCCUAUCUCUCUACCCAUUAGUAGUCCCUUUUACCUCUUGGCGUACAACAAUUCCGAAUGUCAGCAAGUAAAUGGAGCGCUUGCUACAAAGGAGUUUAUACGAUUUGACAACGAGGACACAGGAAACAAGGACGCCAAGAGUGGGACGUAUCCGCACGCGUACGGAAGCUUAAAUAUCUCCUAUUGUUACUAUGAAGGUUAGUUUGGUAAUAGCCUGCGAGUAAGCUCUCCGGUGCGCGCUGGCGGCGGGGCGAGAAAGGGAAGGAGAGCUUGCAACUAGGUCUCUGGAAUUUGAAUUCCACCUCCAAUUCCCCUGUGGCUCCCCGUCGACUGAGCUGUCAGAUUUCCGCCAAUCAGCGCGAAGCGGAAACGAGCACGAAUGUAAACAAACGUUGACAAACACGUAAAAGAUCAUCACUAAUGUCAUCUCCGCCAAUGAGCAUUUCGAAUCGAAAGGCUCUCCUUUCUUUUCCCGCCUCGCCGCUAGAGCGCCCCGGAGAGCUUGCUCGCAGGGUAGUAUGGUAACCAAGGGCACCUUAACGCUGAGCAAAGUUUCUGUAUCUUGUCAUGCAGUAUCCGUUUCGCCACUUUAGAAACGAUAUGGGGCUUGGAUUGUUACUGGGAACGCGCAAAUCAGCUGAUAACUUCUUUUUCCUUAAGUGGCAAAUUACAAGACAAAUUUUAGACACGACACAUUGCCCAGGGCGAAAAACCUCGCAACAAGUAAAUUUGCUGCGCACCUUUUGUUAAAUUACAGAGAGAAAGAUCUCCGAUUACCAUUAUCAUUAUCGUUUCAAUCCUUAGCUUGUCAUUUCACCAUCAGCGAGACGUCCCAGGAGUUUAUGUCUCCAAGUUUCACUACCGGUGGCUACCCCAAUUCUCAGCUUUGCACGUGGCGGUUCCUGGUACAAGAGAGAGGUCCGCCAAAUAAGCAGCAGGUUUUAAUCAAAUUCCCAGAGUUCAACCUUCAAAAGGGCAAAGACGGAGAUGUUGUAAAGAUUUACAGCGGAUGGAAUGAGACAGCACCUCUUCUUGCAGAGUUCAGCGGGGAUAGACCUCCACCAGCGAAGGGCGUGGCAUCUAAGUCUCCUGUAGUUUUUCUGGUGUUUAGAUCCGAUUCUCGUGGAAAAUCAAAGGGCUUUCGUGGACUGUUCAUCAACCAGAGUGAGUGACAAGGGUUUGUUUUAUGUGGUAUAGGACGCACUUAUUGCGUGCGUUUCUCGUUCGAACAGUAGUUACCAGUGGCGGAUGCAGAGGAGGCGCCGGUCCCCCUUCAGGGGUACCCAACGACGAUUUCCUCCAAAAUUCAUUGAAAAGUCUUUUUAGGCUAUCCAGAGUACGUUUAGAUCUCUAGAAAUGCAUUCUAGGGGGCGCUAUAAAAUUUGUAUCUGUUCGGUCGACCUAGGGCAACUUGGAUCUUUUCGAAAUUAUAAGGGCUUCAGUAUUAUUUUCCUGAUGCAAACUUUUUGAGACUGCUCCCCCCCACCCCAUCCCCCUAUUUAAGGGUCUGGAUCCGCAACUAGUUACUACCAAUGGGGAGGCAGUGUGGACGAGUGACCAGCGGACUGGCAAUCCGGCGUUCCAGGGUUCGCGUCGCCAGUCUCUGGGUUUUUUCUCGGCAAGAGAACAUUUCUCGGUGGUCCCGAGUUCAAAUCCUCGGCCACGCUUGUAAAUAGACAACUGGUCGCCUCCUACCAGUUUUGGGGUUUUAAAUCCUGUUAUGUUCUAUGUGCAUUAUUUGUUUUUAAUUACAUGUGUCUCUUUUUGUAGGUUAUGACGCAAAAGCUGUACCUAAACAUCCCAUUACCCUUCCUUCUACUUCGACGAUUAAGCAAGGUAAGAACACUUUUGUAAUGCUGGGAACUUUUAACAACCCAUAACUGACCGCUUCUGGGAAUCUGCCCACAUACCCCUUUCCUAAGCCAACAUUAGCAGUUACUUCUCACUUAUGGCAAAAUGUUGGCUUAGGGGAGCGCAGGUGGGCAGUUUCCCAGGAAGGUAUAAUGAUCCCCCCGGAGGAAGUAAAGAUGGCAGAAUAUUAGCCAAGGCGAGAAAAUAUGACAAAACAAGCUUGGUCAAAUAAAGCACAAUUAUAUAACAAAAGAGGAACAAGAGAAACAAAUUUUUCUUACGGGAUAUAUCAAGUAAUCCUAUCUUCCAUCCCCUUGUUACCCUUGUAACCCCUUCUUACCCCAUGUUACCCUGGUUAACCCUUGUUACCCUUUGUAACCCCUUGUUACCCUUGUUACCCCUUCUUACCCUUGUUACCCCUUGUUACCAUUGUUACCCUUGUUACCCUUUGAUACCCCUUGUUACCCCUGUUACCCUUUGUUACCCUUGUUACCCCUUGUUACCCUUGUUACCCCAUGUUACCCUUGUUACCCCUUGUUGCCCUUGUUACCCUUUGUUGCCCCUGUUACCCUUUGUUACCCUUGUUACCCCUUGUUACCCCUUGUUACCCCUUGUUACCAUGUUACCCCUUGUUACCCUUGUUACCCUUUGUUACCCUUGUUACCCUUGUUACCCCUUGUUACCCUUGUUACCCCUUGUUACCCUUUGUUAACCUUAAUGCCCUUGUUACCCUUAUUACCCUUGUUACCCUUUGUUACCGUUGUUACUCUUGUUACCCCUUGUUACCCUUGUUACCCUUGUUACCCUUGUUACCCCUUGUUACCUUUGUUACCCCUUGUUACCCUUGUUACCCUUGUUACCCUUGUUACCCUUGUUACCCCUUGUUACCCCUUGUUACCUUUGUUACCCUUGUUACCCUUGUUACCCCUUGUUACCUUUGUUACCCCUUGUUACCCUUGUUACCCCUUGUUACCCUUGUUACCUCUUGUUACCCUUUGUUACCCCUUGUUACCUUUGUUACCCUCGUUACCCUCGUUACCCUUGUUACCCUUUGUUACCCCUUGUUUCUUUUUGUUACCCCUUGUUACCCUCGUUACCCUUUUUACUCUUGGUACCCCUUGUUACCCUUGUUACCCCUUGUUACCCUUGUUACCCCUUGUUACCUUUGUUACCGCUUAUUACCCUUUGUUAUCCCUUGUUACCCCUUGUUACCCCUUGUUACCCCUUGUUACCCUUGUUACCCUUGUUACCCCUUGUUACCCUUGUUACCCCUUGUUACCCCUUGUUACCCUUGUUACCCUUGUUACCCUUGUUACCCCUUGUUACCCAUCUUACCCCGUCUUACCUUUUGUUACCCCAUGUUACCCUUGUUACGCUUUGUUACCCCUCUUUACCCUUUUUACCCUUUGUUACUCUUGUUACCCUUGGUUACCCUUGUUACCCCUUGUUACCCUUUGUUAUGCCUGGUUACCGUCUGUUAUCCCUGGUUACCCUUCGUUACCCCUUGUUAGCCUUGUUGCCGUUGUUACCCUGUUUUCUCCUGUGUUACUUUUUAAUCCUCUGUGUUGUAACUUUAACAAUAUAAUUUCAUAGAGAAAAAACAUAUCUUAAACUGGAAAGAGCUGAUGUACAGAAUAGGUUUUCUUAAUGACCGUAAACACUGUCUCUCUUUUUCUUCAGCAAAUCAGUCGCUGAAUGUUUCCACGAGUCCAACACCAACACCAACACCAACACCCGGUAAGGAAAACCUAGAUGGCUUGCAGUUGUUUUUUAGGUGUGCGGACAACGCCCUACCAAGUCCGGAUUAGUAUCUCCCAAUCUUAGACGAUUAGCCCUCAAGCUUAAUUGCAAUUUUAAGACGAAACUUACUUUUGUUACUCUUCUCCACUCGCGGCUGACUGUUGCUGUAGUAUGUUGCAAUCACGAAACAACUUAAGGUAGUUGUAGUAUAGCAUUUUGAAGUUUCUUUCUCUUGUGUUUGGCGGAAUAAAGUAUCUUGGAGUGACAAUAUAUUUGUGGAAAGUAACAUACUAGGUGUUUUCAUAAUGGGCUCUUAAAGUCUAGAGAUUUUGGGCAAGCUGUAAUGGGCUUUUGCGCGAGUUGUCUAACGUUUUGUUUUAGCGUCGGUAAUGCUUCGAAUUCUCAAACUUCUUAUUUAACUUUCAGUUUCAGGCUCAUUAGAAACACAGACUGGUUCAUCCGCCGCUCCUAUGAACGUUAUAAUUCCAGUUCUGAUCACGCUUAUUCUCGUAAUUGCGCUGGUCAUUGUUUGCUUCAUUAGACGCAAGAGACUCGAAAGACGAGUACGAAAAAGACUAGGUAACAGUGCAGCUAACUUGGUCAACGAUGACAGUUUAGCUCAGUAUCACGACCUCCACUCACAAGAUUAUGAUUCUUCUGAAGAACUGCAAAAUAUCUUUCCUACAAGUUAA
Messenger RNA from Porites evermanni, 11458 nucleotides. The record is from the annotation of a GenBank genome assembly. NCBI's taxonomy places the organism in Eukaryota, Metazoa, Cnidaria, Anthozoa, Scleractinia, Poritidae.